Peromyscus californicus insignis is the source of this 5086-nucleotide messenger RNA. It is a transcript of the gene Nit2, whose product is annotated as nitrilase family member 2. The transcript has 10 exons. Gene Ontology annotation, biological process: L-glutamine metabolic process; oxaloacetate metabolic process. The record is from RefSeq and is a predicted model, not a curated record. Gene Ontology annotation, cellular component: mitochondrion. The coding region runs from base 100 to 930 and encodes 276 amino acids. NCBI's taxonomy places the organism in Eukaryota, Metazoa, Chordata, Mammalia, Rodentia, Cricetidae. Gene Ontology annotation, molecular function: omega-amidase activity.
CACGCCCCUUCCGCGCGUCGCUCGGCCCCGCCUCCCGCGCUCGGCCACGGGAUUGACUGGUCGCGUUCCCCGUCGCGCUCGGUGCUCCGGAGAAGAGCCAUGGCUACUUUCCGAUUGGCGCUCAUCCAGCUUCACGUUUCUUCCAUUAAAUCAGAUAACAUUGCCCGGGCUUGUAGCCUCGUCCGGGAGGCAGCCAAGCAAGGUGCCAAAGUGGUCUCCCUGCCGGAAUGCUUUAAUUCUCCAUAUGGAACAAACUACUUUCCUGAAUAUGCAGAGAAGAUUCCCGGAGAGUCCACACAGAAGCUCUCUGAAGUAGCAAAGGAGAAUAGCGUUUAUCUCAUUGGAGGCUCCAUCCCUGAAGAGGAUGCCGGGAAACUGUAUAACACCUGUGCUGUGUUUGGGCCUGAUGGAAGUUUAUUGGUAAAGCACAGAAAGAUCCAUCUGUUUGACAUUGAUGUUCCUGGGAAAAUUACAUUUCAAGAAUCUAAAACAUUGAGUCCUGGUGACAGUCUCUCCACAUUUGACACUCCUUACUGCAAAGUAGGCCUGGGCAUCUGCUACGAUAUGCGCUUCGCAGAACUUGCACAAAUCUAUGCACAGAAAGGCUGCCAGCUCUUGGUGUAUCCCGGAGCUUUCAAUCUGACCACUGGACCUGCCCACUGGGAGUUGCUCCAGCGAGCCCGGGCUGUUGAUAAUCAAGUGUACGUAGCUACAGCCUCUCCUGCCCGGGAUGACAAAGCCUCAUAUGUGGUCUGGGGACACAGCACUGUUGUGGAUCCUUGGGGACAGGUCCUAACCAAAGCUGGCACUGAGGAAAUGAUCCUAUACUCAGACAUAGACCUGAAGAAGCUGGCUGAAAUUCGGCAGCAAAUUCCCAUUUUUAAACAGAAAAGAACAGACCUUUAUGCAGUAGAGACAAAGAAGCCCUGAAAUUUGUUCCCGACAUAUCACAAGCAGGAUGGUACUCUGUAUGAUAAUCAACUUUACUAAAUUCUUUUUAGGGUCAGUGCUGGGAAAAUGAACCCAGCCUUACACACGUUAAUUCUACCACUGAUCUGUGUCACAAGCCCCUUAUUGAGUGAAGACUUUUCUUUAAAUUUGCUUGGUCCGAUGUUCUAGCUCCCCUGAUAAAGAACUACUUAGGCUGGCGAUUCUUAGGCAUUUCAGUCUUAAGAACCUUUUGUACAAUUAAAACCUGAAGACUAAGCAUUCUUGUUUGUCUGUGUAGCUAGUGGUAGGCUGGUCAAGGUGUGAUACUCAGCUGUCUGAGAAAAUGGACUCUUGUAGGAAUACGGAUUUCCACAGUACUAAUAUCCCAAAUGUUUUCAAAAACAUUUUUAUUAAAAUUGGCUUUCAUACAAUAUAUUUUGAUGUUUUCCCCCUCUCCAACUCCUCCCCAUCCAACUUUGUUCUCUUUCAAAAACAAAAAAAAACUCUACAAAAAUGAAAAUCAAAACCAAUAAGCAAAAGACAAAUAGAAAUAAAAGCAAUAAGACAAAUAGAAAUAAAAAGUCCACAAAAAAGAAAACAAUGGAGUUUAAUAUGUUGCUUCUAAACAGUAAUAGAUGCACAGUUGGGCUCUGUGGCCUGUACAAUACUGCUCUAACACAACUGAUUCAAUAUAUAAUAGCUAUUUACCAUACUGGUUAAGUCAAAACUUUUAUAUAUAUAUAUAUAUAUAUAUAUAUAUAUAUAUAUACACACACAUACGACAUAUAUAUAUAUAGUCAGUCAGUCAGUCAGUCUUACUGUGGUUACUCACAGAGUAACAAAAUCAAGUGACUAAAAAAUGAAAUAUACGACUUGGUAAAAUUUGGUACACAUAUAAAACUAUGAAAUACCAAUCAUGAAAGUGAGUAUGUGUACCACCACUGGAAGUUUCCUAUAAGCUUUAAAAAUAUAUUAUCCAUGUCCAUGUGUGGCUAUGUCAGGUGCUCUCAGAGGCCAGAGGAACUCCCCCGGAGCUUGAGUUAGAAGUAUUCAUGAGCUGCCCAAUGUGGGUGAUAGGAACUGAAUUCAGGUUCUCUCCCAGAGAAGAGAGCAGUAAGCACUCUUAACCAUCUCUUCAGGCCCUCCCUAUAAUCUUGUAACCUCUCUAGCUAUUCAAUGACUGGUAAGCUUUCCCACCACAGAGUACUUUGAAUUUUCUAGAAUUAUGUAAAAAGUGAAUUACAACCUAGUACUUUUAUUGGUACAGUUUAUCUUACCUGUGCAUCAGAGAUGUAUUACUUGAUGGACAUCGAGUUCUUCCCGGCUUUCAAAUCAAAGAGUUAGAAAUAAAGGUUUUCGGCCGGGCGGUGGUGGCGCACGCCUUUAAUCCCAGCACUCGGGAGGCAGAGCCAGGCGGAUCUCUGUGAGUUCGAGGCCAGCCUGGGCUACCAAGCGAGUCCCAGGAAAGGCGCAAAACUACACAGAGAAACCCUGUCUCGAAAAACGAAAAAAAAAAAAAGAAAUAAAGAAAUAAAGGUUUUCAUGUCUUUAGGAGUGGAUUGGUGGGUUCAAUAUCUAUUUCACUGUUAAACUGUUUUCCAAAGUGGUCAUACCAUUUUAUACUGCUGCCAACAAUUAUAUGAGUUCUAGUUGUCCCCUAUUCUCUAUCCUCAUUGACACUCAGGAUGGUUAAAUUUUUAUUAUACUUUUCCUUUUUUGGAGAUGGUGUCUUGCUAUGUAGCCUAUACUGGCCUUGAAGCUGGCGUUCUCUUACAUCCGCCUCCCCAGUGCUGGGAUUACAGGCACCAUGCCAUGACCAGCUUCUUCACUGUUAAGUUUACUAUUUCUUUCUUGGGCUGGAGAGAUGGCUCAGUGGGUAAAGCACUGGCUUUGCAGGCCUGAUAACCUAGUUCAGUCCUCGGAACCUAUGAUGGAAGGAGCCAAUUCUAGAAUGUUGCCUUCCACAUGUAUGCCUCAUACAGUAGGACAAAAGGUAUUUUUGAAAACUGAUUUAUCUAAUGACUGAUACUAACCUCUUUUCACAUAUAUCUUUGGUGAAGUAUCAGUUGAUACCUUUUGCCCAUAUUUUUAUGGCUUUAUUUAUCAAGUGUUGUUACUUACCUAUUUUGAUGUAAAUUCUUUUUCAAGUAUUGUUUGACAGUCUCCUACUCUGAGGAGGGGAAAAUGACAUUUACCCUUCCCACAGUGCGGAUUUAACAGAGACUUCACAUGCUACACAUGUUUUCCCACACAGCUGGAACUUCACCCAUUCUUAGUAUUUCAUUAUUUUGUGUCUUGCCAUGUGACCUUCCUAUCUCUGCUUCCUCAGUGCUGAGAUUACAGGCUUCUGUCACCAUGCCAACUAACUGAUUUUUUUCCCCUUGAGACAGGGUUUCUCUGUGUACCCACCAUGGGUGUCCUGGAACUCACUUUGUACACCAGGCUGACUUUGAACUCAUGGAGAUUCACCUGCCUCUGCCUCCCAAGAGCUGGGAUUAUAGCAACCACCUGGAUAAUUUUCAUUUUUUAAAGAAUUAUUUGAAGAACAAACAUUGUGCAUUUUCAUGAAGGACAAGUUAUCUUUUUAUUUUUUUAAAAUGAUUACUUUUAUGUGUUUACUUAUUUUGCCUGCAUGCAUGUUUGCACAGCACGUGUCUGGUGCCUGGCUCCAGAAGCUAGAUCUACAGCUAGUUACAGACAGUUUGUGAGCUGCCACAUAUGGGUGUAAUUCUUGAAACCAAACCCCUCCAGCCCUCCUUUAUUUCCUUUUGAAAUUUGUUCUUUUUCUGUUGUAUAUCAAACCCAAGGUCACUAAGACUUUAUUCGGUUUAUGGCUUUAGCUUACAAUCACAAGUCCACUCCCUAAACAGUAUGAAGAACGGAGCCCCAUGACAACAUCUAACAGGUAGUUUUCUAGGUGGCUAUACAAGUAUAAGAUACAGAUAAAGACGAAGAAGUGGGUUCUUCAGCUACUGCUCUCCAGAGAGCUUUGUUUCAUUGUUACAGGGAUGAAUAGUCUUAGGAUUUUCCCAACCAUACUAAUAAAAACUUGUAUAUGUCUAUUUCCAAAGUUAGUCUUAACCAACAAGAGACUGACUGAAAAGGGUAUUAGUUAAUAAAUGAACAAACUACCUAUCUGUUACAAGAAUAGAUAGAAAAGCUUGAAUGUAGUAUUUAUUUUGUGAAUUUACAUGUGAAGCCAUUUACAAAAGAAAAGAUACAGACAGAUGCAGCUUUAGUGCAGCUUCAAAUAUGCUCACAACAGGCAAAAAAGUUGGUGAGUAUUUGGAAUGAUAGUACUGAAUGGCACAUGCUUCAUUGUUUCCUACCCAGCCCCAAGAAAGAAGGGAGCAGAGUAGAAAAUGUCAGUAUUAAUGUAAAUAGAGCCAUGCAAAUAAAAAAAAAAUUUUUUAAGCAAAGAGGUCACAUUCAGAGAUGUAGGACAUUCCUGUAUUUAGGGUUAUCAUCAUUGGAGAAUUAUUUCAGAACAAAAUGAAGAGCUCUCCAACUUUCCAUUAUCCCAAUCAAUCACCUUAAAUCAUAUUAACUGCCCCUAUUGAAAUCAGCCAUAGGCUUACCAAUAUUGUCCAAACACUAACAUUAAAAGAGUCAUUUCUAAUAGUUUCUAAAAAGACAGCAUUUGUAGACAGAAUCAUUUGGUUUCAGUGGGAUGAAGCACCCUUUUAAAUAAGAGUGUAAAAUGCUCCUUUACUCUCAACUAUGUAAACUAUAGUUAGACGUCAUGUCCAUAAGUCUUAAAAGACUUGCUCUUUUUAAUCAUUUCAUGUAAAUAAACCUCUACCUGUCCUGGAUCUUGGAAACAGACUCAGUAAGAAUCUGCGCCCCCGCCCCCAGAAAAAUCCAGCAUAUAAAUAAGCAAAAGGAUAGUCUGUGAAAGUAAUGAAUGGAAACAUACCUUAGUGAUUCCAAAGAGAAGAUGAGGUACAGAUAAAAAUGAACAGAACAAAAAGUAAAGUCAACUGUCAGUAUCCCUGGAGAUGUGGACAUGGACCACAGUCCUUAGAGGUCAAGGUUACCUCAAUACAAAAAGUACUCUAUGUAUUGGACAUCUCUGAAAAUACUGGCUCAAAAUCCCUUAAGUUAAUACAGCCACAGCUAAAGCAUUAAACUUGUCAUUUCAAAAAAGUAUGCUCUG